Messenger RNA from Pseudovirgaria hyperparasitica, 1389 nucleotides. RefSeq lists its product as uncharacterized. Gene Ontology annotation, molecular function: structural constituent of ribosome. The record is from RefSeq and is a predicted model, not a curated record. Gene Ontology annotation, biological process: translation. The transcript has 2 exons. The coding region runs from base 143 to 1066 and encodes 307 amino acids. NCBI's taxonomy places the organism in Eukaryota, Fungi, Ascomycota, Dothideomycetes, Acrospermales, Acrospermaceae. Gene Ontology annotation, cellular component: mitochondrial large ribosomal subunit.
CGUUCGUCAAUUCGCGCCAGCGGAUUGUCGUUGAUAUAUACCCACCAUGCCGCCACGAAUACCUCUCAGUCCGCAAUGCUCCCCUGUCGCCCGCACACGACUCCCAUCAACACCACAAAGAUGUCACUACGCAUACCUCGCAAUGCCAAAAGCACCCGAACUCUCCUUCGAGCAAAUGGCACAAUCCGUCUCCCCAACAUCGCACUACCCGCCCACGCAACCCCCCUCCCACAAGCCCCCGGAGUACCGCAAAUCCCAGCUCCUCCGCCAAUACACCUCCCUCCUCCGGUCCACACCACUCAUGCUCCUCUGGCAACACAACAACCUCCGCGCGAUCGAAUGGAUGAGCAUCCGCCGCGAGCUCAGCGUCGCCCUCGCCAAGGUCGACGCCCAGCUCUCCACCCCCGAGAACCCCAUCUCCUACGCGCCCGCCAUAAAGCUGCAGAUCGUAAAGACAAACAUGUUCAAGCCCGCGCUCAAAAUCGUGCAUUUCUACAAGCCCGACGCACUGGCAACGGACCCGGAGUUGGCCAGCUCGGCGCAGAUGCCGCAUGCCAGACUCCCGCCUGACGACCCGUCCUGGACACAUUCGCUCUCGCGUAAUGCGCAUACGAAGACGUUCCGGAAGAAGUUGCCUCAGGGGAUGGAGACACUGCUCACGGGCCCGGUUAUGUUGACGAGCUUUCCAGCCGUGUCGCCGCAGCAUCUUGCUGCGGUGCUGAGUGUGCUGUCUCCAUCGAAAGACUUUCCGGCGCCGAAGAAGCGGACGCGGCCGUCGUACUAUGAUGCGCAUGUGCAGUCUGGGCUGCAGAAGUUGUUCCUGCUAGCGGCGCGGGUGGAUGGGAAAGUGUUUGACGAGGCGGGCGUGAAGUGGAUUGGUGGCAUUGAGGGUGGGCUUGAUGGGCUGCGAGCGCAGCUUGUCGGGAUGUUGACGAGUAUUGGGUCGCAGCUUACGAACACGUUGGACAGUGCAGGGAGGAGCGUGUAUAUUACUAUGGAGGGAAGGAGGAUGGCGAUGGAAGAGGAGCAGAAGGGAGGUAAUGGAGAAGAAACAAGUUCGUCUUAGGUUGAGUGCAGGGCGUGGACUCAGCUUGUAUCAUAUCAUAUACAUAGACGACCUUAUAUGUACAAACUCGAUUUAUCGAUCGAACAAAUCUUUCACUAGGUAUAUUAUUGUGUCAGAAGCUCGUGUUGACACUGUCUAUAGUCCUGGGUAUCAUAAAAGCAGUACGCAAGCUGAGGCAGACAUGCAGAUAAACGCUAUGAGCCAAAUCAUGGCCAAGAAUUAUGUGGCGUUUACCUACUUGUCAUCUGCCCUCCUACGUUGCCGCGUCUUCUUUGCAACAGUGGCCGGUUCAUCCUCCUCUUCGUCUCGUCCCUUUAUUAGGU